Molecule: messenger RNA, 738 nt
Organism: Hypomesus transpacificus
Lineage: Eukaryota; Metazoa; Chordata; Actinopteri; Osmeriformes; Osmeridae
Product: retinoschisin-like
Exons: 5
Coding region: 1-738 (245 amino acids)
Source: RefSeq, a predicted model, not a curated record
AUGGGGAUAGUCCUAAUUGGAGUUCACACGCAGGAGGUGCAGGAGGAGGUGCAGGAGGAGGAGCAGGAGGAGGAGCCGCAGGAGGUGGUUCAGACCUGGACGGGGACUGGGACGGUGAAAGCUUGCACUUGUGACUGUGAAGGAGGGGACUCUCCCACGGGGACACCCCCUGCCGUGUCACCUGUUCUGGCAACCGUGCUGGCCCCCUUUUCCCCCCUGGGGAGCCCGCUGGAAUGCAUGCCAGAGUGUCCCUACCACAAGCCCCUGGGCUUCGAGGCCGGUUCCUUAACAGACGAGCAGAUCACAUGCUCCAACGGUGACCAGUACAUUGGCUGGUACUCCUCCUGGACCCCUGGCAAGGCCCGGCUCAACAACCAGGGCUUCGGGUGUACCUGGCUGUCCAAGGUCAACGACAACAGCCAGUGGAUCCAGAUUGAUCUGAGGGAGGUGGGUGUGGUGUCCGGCAUCAUCACCCAGGGCCGCUGUGAUGCGGACGAGUGGGUGACCAAGUACAGCGUCCAGUACCGAACCCUGGAGAACCUCAACUGGAUCUACUACAAGGACCCGACUGGCAACAACAGGGUCUUCUACGGCAACUCGGACCGCUCCUCGUCCGUCCAGAACCUGCUGCGCCCGCCCAUCAUCGCCCGCUACGUCCGUCUGCUGCCGCUGGGCUGGCACACCCGCAUCGCCCUGAGGAUGGAGCUGCUGAUGUGCAUGAAUAAGUGUACGGUCUGA